This is a messenger RNA of Cydia pomonella (codling moth), 5606 nucleotides long. RefSeq names its product large ribosomal subunit protein uL2-like. Lineage: Eukaryota; Metazoa; Arthropoda; Insecta; Lepidoptera; Tortricidae. Gene Ontology annotation, biological process: cytoplasmic translation. The record is from RefSeq and is a predicted model, not a curated record. The transcript is spliced from 2 exons. The coding region runs from base 4622 to 5434 and encodes 270 amino acids. Gene Ontology annotation, molecular function: structural constituent of ribosome; protein serine/threonine kinase activity; RNA binding. Gene Ontology annotation, cellular component: cytosolic large ribosomal subunit; ribosome.
AUACACUGUGAAAUGACAAUUCUAUAUUAUAAGUAUGUACAACUAUGAUUGAAUUAAAACACUAGAUUCCCUUUUAUCCAUCAUCUCACAAAAUCUCAAGCAUUCCUUACACACAUCCGCCCAUCGCCCCGCAAGCAGGUCACAUUCGGGUGCUGAAACUAGGAGCGCAUUCAACAGGAUCAGGGCACGAGGGAUGGACGAGUUUCUAUGCGCCACCGUGCGUAUCGUUGGCACUGCUAACAGAGGCCGCACUUGGGGUCCGAGGGUUAUCUUUUUAAAAUCAGGAACAAAGAACCUCACUAGCCCCUCUACCAGUUCCGGGCAGUCCGAGUAAUGACCUCUCACUUUGUUCUAUUCAAGUUGGUGCAAAUUAAGACUGCAAAGUUAGCUUAGAUGGACUCUGUAUAAUUUAUUUUAUAAUGCAUAUGUACAUUUCGGCUUUGUCCAAUGGCAAGGGACACACUGUAUAAUACUUUAUAUUCCUCGGAUACUGUAAACUAACCACGUGGAAGAGCGGUACUCUCUUAGCACAAGUGUUUUCUCACUAAAAAAAGGCUCCAGCGCAGAUACUGUAAUUUGUUUUUAAGCUAGCUCCAAAGAACCCCCACUGUGACAUUUAAUUUUGUUCGAUUGAUUGAAUUCGUUGCACCUUCUUAGUAGGCAAUGUAUCAAUAAUUGCAUUCCAUUUGUUGCAAGGUUUUUGUCGUUUGUUUUUUUUUUUUUAUACUACGUCGGUGGCAAACAAGCAUACGGCCCGCCUGAUGGUAAGCAGUCUUCGUAGCCUAUGUACGCCGGCAACUCCAGAGGAGUUACAUGCGCGUUGCCGACCCUAAAUCCGGCCCGCCCCCCCUCGUUGAGCUCUGGCAACCUUACUCACCGGCAGGAACACAAGACUACGAGUAGGGUCUAGCUAGUGUUAUUUGGCUGCUGUUUUUUGUAAGGUGGAGGUACCUUCCCAGUUGGGCUCUGCUCUAGAUCUGGAAUGACAUCCACUGGCCGUGCCCUACCACACAAAGCGAGAUGACAUUCACAAUGCCCAUACCUCUCUUGUGGACGUAGUUUAAGGACGUACCCGGGUCCGGGUGUCCUAUACUGUGUUGAUAAAUAGCAACCGUCUGUACGACUGUAGAGCCCUUCCUCACAACUGAUGUCAUUGUUGGCAACAUGACGAUAAUUACCGUCAACGUCAUAUUGACGUAAACAACCCAUCACUGUCAUAACAUAACAUUAGAAUUUAUUGUGAAAUACUUUUCAAGUUAGUGUAACAAUAACGACAUUAAUUUCAGUUGCGUGUCAUUUGCUAUCUACACAAGUUAACAGUGCAAUUUCUCAGUACUAUAAUAAUAAUUGACAAAGUCUUUACUCUGUGUUAUUACUAUUUAAUUUAUAUUCAAUAAUGUCUACACAGUGUAACCUAGCAUCUUCGUCUUUGCAAGAAAUGCCGAAAUGCGUGAAGACCGUAACAAUCGAACGGAAGAAGAUUUUGUCUGGGUAAAUAUGUCCGAAGUAGAACGAGGUAGUGCGAUAUGCGAGAGUUUAUUUGAAGUUAACACAGUAGUCCAAUCACCACUAGAUGGGACUUCAACAAAUAUUGUGCAAUCUAGGGUGAAGUGUCUCAGUUCCAAAGAGGAAUCACCUGACCAAAGUGAUUAUGAUAGUGACUUAUUGCCAGAUGAUGAGGAAAAAUUAGAAGCUUAUUAUAUUGACCACUGUGCAGAACACAAAAAUAAACCAUUGCAACCUAAACUGAAAUAUCCUAAACCUUAUUGGAUGAAAAUAUAUGAACGUGGUAUUUACAAUAUAGAAAAGAGAGUAAAUGAAAAAAGAGAGAAUGAAAAUAAAUGUAGUAGUCGGCACAAAAAUAGUCUCCUUCCUAAAAUAAAGCUAGAUGCCUCAACAACUCAAGUUCUGGAAAUGUUAAUGAACCAUGGAUAUCUUGGACAAUGUAAUGAAUUAGUUUAUAAUGGAAAGAAAACGAUGGUUUUCAGUGCAUUUUGCAGUAGACACAACUGUAUUACAACACCAUUUGAUAUUGCUGUUAAGAUAUACAAACUAAAAAAAGAUGAGGAGCAGAAUAACAUAAUUUAUAAACAAGUUCAGAGAGAAUUUGAACAUUUAAAAAUUCUACAUGAUACAAAGGGACUGAGAGAUCAAAGUAUUUUUGCUGUGAGAGCCAGAAAGAAUGUUAUUCUAAUGGGAUUUGUUGGAUCUGACAACUGGCCUGCUGUAACCAUAGAUAAUUGUUCAAGUCAACACAAUCAAGCUAUGUACAAUGACAUCAUUGACUAUAUGGACCGGUGUUACAAUAUAGGUAAUUUGAUACAUGGGAACCUAUCUGCUAAGAAGAUAUUAUGCCGUAAUUCUUCUAACAGUGCACCACUCAUUUGGUUCAUUGGCUGGUCACACUCCGUCAAAAGAAAUCACCCAAUGGCAUUACCUAAAUUGAUGAAAGAUUGCUAUUUUGUGACUGAGUUUUUCAAAAGAAGAGAUGUUGCAGUGCAAUCAACCUUAGAUCUUUACAAGCAGAUAACAAGGCAAGAUACAGUAAAUGCAAAACUGUUAGAAAUUAUUCAAAGCAAAGAUUUAUUUGAGAAGUAUAAUACAAAUCCUAAUAGAAGAAGUAAAAGUCUGGCUAAGCCUAUUACAAAUAAGAGAUUUAAGUGAUGAAUGAAAAUAUAAAAUAUAUAUAUAUAUUUAUAUUGAAAACAAACUUUAUAUUGCAUUCCUUUUCGUUUCUGUAACCCAUUCAUGGCCACGUAGGCACGAACCGCCGAGCGUACUCAAUACGCCGGUGACCAUACAAACCAUUUUUAGCUAAACUAAAACACUCGGGUCUUAUGGGUUUCGAGCCUUUCGCGCAGAAAUAAACCAACUUCCUAAAUAGUUUGAAAUGCCAUUAAAAUCAUUUACGACCGUAGUACGUUUGAAAGAGAAAAUUUAUUUGAAAUGUAGGUACUAAAUAAAAAAUAGUGAAAAUCGGUACAGGAGGGUAAAUUGAAGAAAUUUUAACUUAAAAUAGAAUUAUUUUAAAUUUAAAUUUCUUCCCACCGUGUUCAGAUUUGAUCACUAUGUUUUAGUACAUUUCAAAAUUUUAUUAUCACUAACAUACGCUACGCCUGUAUCGCAGAGGACCAGUUAACAGUUAAAAUUAUUGAGCUAAGUUACAUAAUGAAGUAAGUAUUGAAAUAACAAACUUAAAAAGAAUUAUGUACGUAUAAGUUUAUUUUUCAUUGUUUGUAGUUAAUAUUUUUGUUGUUUGGCACUGCCCAAUAACUUAUUUCUAGCCACUGUUUCACUAUCUGAAGGUUGUGUGGGAGAGAUCGGUUUUUAGCGAUAAGUCCGCUUGUUGUUACCUACUCAUUUAAGUCCUGUUUUUUUUGUAAUAUGUAUUCUACUUAAAUGUAUAAUUGUUGGUGCAAUAAAGAAUAUUUACUUACUUACUACUUUUUACAAGCUUUUAUUUAACUUGCUCUGUUAGUAUGUAUGGGACAAAUCUUGCAAGUUAAAUUGGACCCACUUCCCGGUGUCCGAUGAAGCUGAAAAUUUGCAUAUAUAAGUCAGGUGACAAUGCAAUAUUUUGGUACCAUCAAGCUGAUCUGAUGAUGGAGACAGGAGGUAGCCAUAGGAACUCUGUGAUAAAACAACGCAACCUAAUUGUGUUUGGGGUUUUUAGAAUUGUCUCGAUGAGUAUUAGUUGCCUGUGGAAGAAAAAGUACAGUCAGCGAUAAAAGCUUGUACCAAAAUGACAUUUUUGCCAAAAACUUAUAAGUAAGAUAAAUUACAACUAGCCCAAAGACGUAAAAGAGCAUACAUGCUAUAUACUCUGUGUGCAAGCACAUUACCUGUCCUAUUCAGUAUUUAUUUAAGAGGGCAGUAUAGCAUGCACUAGUCCAAACAAAAAGAGAAAAUGUUUUUCACUUCUAAAUAUUUUCCAUUCUCCAUGAUUUUUUAGUAUGUUAUUGGCACAAUGAAAAAAAGGUAUGUUUUCCUUAUUCAAAAUAAGCAAAAGAUUUUUUUUUUUUCAUUUUCAAACAGCGAAACCUAGAAUAUAUUAUGCUGAAGCGAUCGACAUCAAAAUCAAAGUGAUUUGUAAAGAUUUAAGUAAAGUAAGUAAGUAAAUAUUCUUUAUUGUGCACCAUACAUUUUAAAAAUAGACAGGAAAUGAAAAAACACGUAAAAGUUAGGUAACAACAGGCGGUCUUAUCGCUAAGAAGCGAUCUCUUCCAGACAACCUUUGAUUUACUUAGUGGAAAACGUUUUCUCCCGAAAAGGAAUUUCAUAGAAAAAGUACCGUUAUUUUGUUAGGAUUGUAAAGCUAUUCUUCCCUUUAAACGGUUUGACAGAUGUGCAGGUUUACAACACUAUCAUCAUAAGAUUCAUAAGCAUUGCCAUCGCUAACAGUUGACAGAAGUAAAGCUUCGCCAACAUAACACAAUAGCUUUAUACUAAUUCAAGCAAUAAUGUACUCUUUGCCAAGGGCACAAGAGCGUAUGUUGCAUAGUUAUGUAUGACCGUUCUCAAGUUCUUGCCAACUCCGCCCUAAGCCCCUUCUUAUCCCCGCGCCGCCUAAAGUAUUACAAACUUUCAUACUGUUGUGCAAUACAGGGUAACCAAAAGGCAUAUGGAUCUUACUUUAUCUAUUGAAAACUGGGCCUCUAAAAUCAUGGGUCGUAUGAUUCGCGCUCAGCGCAAAGGUGCUGGUUCCGUCUUCGUUUCUCACACCAACAAGAGGAAAGGAGCUCCUAAACUCCGUUCCCUGGACUUCGCGGAACAUCACCGAUACAUCAAGGGAGUCGUAAAGGCUAUUAUUCAUGAUCCUGGCCGUGGGGCACCGCUAGCGGUGGUACACUUCCGAGAUCCUUAUAAGUUGAAGACCCGUAAGGAAUUGCUAAUAGCGCCAGAGGGGUUGUAUACUGGACAGUUUGUUUUCUGCGGGAAAAAAGCAACGCUUCAAGUUGGGAAUGUGAUGCCGAUCGGAGCCAUGCCUGAAGACUUGGAACUUGAGAACUUGGAAGAGAAGUUCGGUGACAGAGGUAGACUUGUUCGUGGUUCUGGCAAUUUUGCUACAGUUGUUGCUCAUAAUUCUGAUACAAAGACAACCAGGAUAACGUUGCCAUCCGGUGCUAGAAAAGUUUUGCCGUCUAGCAACAGAGGAAUGGUUGGAAUCGUUGCUGGUGGUGGGCGCGUUGAUAAGCCUUUAGUCAAAGCUGGUCGGGCGUAUAACAAAUAUAAAGUGAAGCGUAACCGCUGGCCGCGCGUCCGCGGUGUUGCCAUGAACUCUGUGGAGCAUCCCCGUGGUGGUGGGAAUCAUCAGCAUAUUGGCAAGGCUUCGACUGUGAAGAGAGGAGCAUCGGCUGGUCGCAAGGUUGGCCUCAUUGCUGCCCGAAGGACUGGUAGGAUUCGAGGUGGGAAAACUCACGCCAAGGACACGUAAAGGAUUGACAUUGUCAAGGUGAGAUUAAAAAUAAAGAAAUAAAUAUAUUAUGACUUAUUAUUUUACAUCCCAGCUCAGGUACCCUUCUUGGAAGUUUUUAAAACUGAUAGACCGCGAGCCAGGAACAGAUUUCCAUGACCAAUCGCAUCCCGGGAGAAAACUCGUAAUAGUG